Lineus longissimus is the source of this 2012-nucleotide messenger RNA. RefSeq names its product paired mesoderm homeobox protein 2-like. NCBI's taxonomy places the organism in Eukaryota, Metazoa, Nemertea, Pilidiophora, Heteronemertea, Lineidae. Gene Ontology annotation, cellular component: nucleus. The coding region runs from base 831 to 1724 and encodes 297 amino acids. Gene Ontology annotation, molecular function: DNA-binding transcription factor activity, RNA polymerase II-specific; RNA polymerase II cis-regulatory region sequence-specific DNA binding. The record is from RefSeq and is a predicted model, not a curated record. The transcript has 3 exons. Gene Ontology annotation, biological process: regulation of transcription by RNA polymerase II.
CGUUGUGCAGUUACGUGAUGCAAUACUUAGUAACAUUUGAAAUUAUCAGAGCAAAAAUUCAUUCCCACGGAAUCAGCCAAGUAUCCCAUCCAUAUCCCAGCGGGGAGGUUCACGCAGCGACCACAUUGUUUAUUUGUGCCUGCCUAAUUUGCACGUAACCCAUAUCGCAGCAUGACCCAGUUGGCCAGCAUCGGUUUCUAUCGAGACGAGCAUUUCUUAAUGCGACUCUUUCCAUGUAGGCCACAAAUUCCCGAGAUCUGGAAGGGUUGCUUAUCAAACAGCCAAAGAGUUGGCAUAUUUUCUCCUUUAGCACCUUUCCGAGAAGCCCACUGUGAAACUGUUCUCUCGAGAUUCAAGAAGGCCUUCAUUUCCUCACCAACAUCGUCAUUUUGUUGUCGUUCACUCGUCAACUAAGAAGUCUAAAGUGAGUUUGUUGUUCCUAUCACUUCAAAAGGAGGAAUGGCAAUGGACCUGUCAAUCGGUUAAAUCAAGACGAUUGGGAUCGGACUCUACAGUAUUGGCUAUUGGCUGCGAAUGAUCCCUGAACUUAAACUUGCAGGAUUUCAAAGUCUUAUCGCGUCAAAUGGUUAAAUCCGUCCGGGAUCAAAUCAACGUUGAGGAAAAUUUGGCCAAAAUAAUUUGUCGCAAAAUUCUCGGUCCCGAUCUUGAUGCGAUUUCGAUUGACAAAAAGAGAGGGAAGUUCUACUGUUACAGAGUGUUGUCAUCCAAAUUUGGCAACCAGGAACAUUGCUUCCAGCCUCUGAAGCUCCAGAUUUGAACUCGUCACCACGGAGACAGGCCAGUUCCUGGCACUCACGACACGUGGGAAUAUGUGCAGUUACGGCACAGACGGCCAGCAGCUUGCCGGGGAUCUCCAGCUCCUGUUCGAUAAGGCCACGGGCUCCUACUGCGGUUCCCAAGCAUCAAAGACCAGUAACUUUACCGUGAAUCAGCUUCUUGCUAUGCAAGACGCGGGGAGGUUAGAAAUGUUUGGCAGCCAAAUCCAGGAGUUACCACAGGAAGGAAUAGAAAUGGUGGACCACAACCAGAAUGGACAGAAACUAAACUUUCAAAAGGACGUUUUAAAUUUUGAAAAGGACUUAAAUGUCUGUACAGAGAAUGCUGGGACUGGUGAUGAUCUUGAGGAGCUAGCGGAUAUGAAAUUUUCAAUAGAAGAUGACGAAUUUCGAAACCCAGAAGACAAAGAUUCCAAAUCUAACGCUCGCAAACAGAGACGCAACAGGACCACAUUCAACAAUACUCAGUUAGCAGCCUUGGAGAGAGUCUUUGAGAGGACGCACUACCCUGAUGCCUUUGUGAGGGAGGAGCUGGCGAGAAGGGUCAACCUGAGUGAAGCCAGGGUGCAGGUUUGGUUUCAAAAUCGACGAGCGAAAUUCAGACGAAACGAACGCAACAUUCUAGCUCAACGUAACAACCUCCUACAGCAGCAAGACCCGCCCGCUUCCAUGGAAUUGCCAGUUGGAACGUCAAGACCAACGUCAAUCACUCCAGAAUGCCUUACAUGGUCAACGAGCGCCACCUAUAGUCCCAACACAUCAUCUACAUCAAGUUGUGCGCUGGCGGAUUUAUCAGCUGUGGCCACCACUUGCACCAAUAUCUGUGUCCCCCCCUUUGCGGCAGUUGGCUCAAGCAUCGCAAAUCUUCGAUUAAAGGCCAGGGAGUAUAAUAGUCUUUCCCAGCCCCAGUUCCCUGGACCCCUCUGAUCAUGACGUCAUGAAUUCAUUUGCAUAUCAUUAAAACGACCAUAUACAUUUUGUAUAUGUAGCAAUCCAUUGUGCUCACCAUGUGACAUACUCCAGAGACUAUGUAUCAUAAACGAUAUGCACUUUUGCCUUCAGAUUUCCGCCUGCUAUGUUCAGUAAUGAAAUCAAUCAAUUAAAAGGACGUUGAUGUGGAGAGACGAAUAUUUAGAUACUUUGACAGUUGUAUGUGUUUUUAUGUGAUUGUGUGACAGAACAAAACAUGGCUACUCUGGUGGCCAUCUUGCCCGC